Aspergillus aculeatinus CBS 121060 is the source of this 1296-nucleotide messenger RNA. RefSeq lists its product as uncharacterized. Lineage: Eukaryota; Fungi; Ascomycota; Eurotiomycetes; Eurotiales; Aspergillaceae. Bases 1 to 1296 code for a protein of 431 amino acids. The transcript has a single exon. The record is from RefSeq and is a predicted model, not a curated record.
AUGAAGGACUUUUCAGUAACCGGUGGGCUGCUUCUCCUCUCAGCCCUGGCCCCCGCCAGUCUGGCAGCGACUAUUGCUCUUCCGGCUGCCGGUGCUCCCAGUGUUUUGAUCGCCACCGUGACUUCGACCUAUCCCACCACUGUCACCAACGUUGUCACCACCUCUUCGGCAGUGGUCACCACCAGUGUUGUCUGUGCCACUGGCACGGCCUCUCUAGGAUCCGGCUCUUCAUGCUCCAAUUAUGCUUGGUCCUCUGCCGGUGCUUACUAUCGGGAGAUGUGUGACGGCUCCUCCAUCAGUGGAGCAGUCACCCGAGCUGUGCUGAACGUUUACAGUCGCCAGCCAAAUAUCAAUGGCUGUGAAGUGUAUUGUCGUAUCUUCGAAAACAUGUGUAAUGCCUUCAAUUACUACCCGGCGGCGAGCAGUUGUCAGUACUUGUGGGCCACGGGCAAUGCAGUGGUCUCUGCUUCGGGCUAUCAGGCGCUCAGUACUUACUCCACCAACCCAUGCACAGAGACGGUCACGGCCAUGGAGACCGACUAUUCGACCGAGUAUGUGACCAGCCAGGCCACUACUGUCUAUACGGUGACGGUGACGGUCCCGACCAGCUCCGCUACAUCGACCGUCAUUUCGUCCACUCCUUCUCCGGUGUCCUCGACCGUCACUCCCACGGCUGUGGUGCCAUCGAGUGUAGCGUCAGCCUCAUCCGUGGUUCCUUCAUCGAUUGUCAUUCCCUCGUCGGUUUCUAAGGCCCCUUCAGCUUCAUCAGCUCCUUCUUCCGCUCCUUCUUCCGCUCCUUCUUCCGCUCCUUCUUCAAUCCCCUCAUCGAUCCGACCAUCGAUUCCCUCAUCUGUUGCCUCCUCCAUUCCAGCUCCCUUUCCUUCGCUAUCCCGCUCCACUCCCGUCGUGGUUCCCAGCCCUAGUGCCGGCUCCUCUUCCCUCCCUUUUCAGCAACUCAGCUCGCCGUCACCCCUGACCCAGUCGUCCUCCGUCCUUACCCCGCAGCAGUCAUCGUCCGCUCCCUCGCAGCCCGCGCGGGUCUCUUCGUUUGCAGUGAUCCCGGCCCCUGUCCAGUCCUCUGGCAGUGCUUUCUCCUCCACUCCAUCUUCAAGCCCCACUCAACCCUCAGUGAUUCCAUCGGCCGCGUCGAGCUCCUCCGCCGCUGUGGUCUCUCCCCACACCACCGAGCCCCCGACUGCUUCCGGGGAGGGCGACGAGGACGUGGUGACGUCGACUGUCUUGGCUACAGUUACGGUCACGGUCCUGUCCGACUGUGAUCAGCAAAGAGUUUACUGA